AGGAUAUUUAGAUGUAAUUUUACAUUUGAGUUUGGGGAUGGUGCUAUAUAAAGGCGCCAAUACUCACCCAUCUUUGCAUCUCUAGAGUUGUAAGUCAAAGAAAGGAGGAGCUGAAUCCUAUAUAUAUAAACCAGCCCUGCGAACCCCAGCCACUACCAUUGCAGCACGGUGUCACCGGAGCAGGGUUCAGUCUUUUGUUAGUUGGGGAUUGUCAAAGACAAUGAAGUACGUUUUAGUGACGGGUGGAGUGGUAAGCGGUCUCGGGAAAGGAGUGACUGCCAGUAGUAUUGGAUUGAUUCUCAAGGCCUGCGGACUUCGAGUUACUUCUAUCAAGAUAGAUCCUUAUUUGAACACAGAUGCUGGAACGAUGUCCCCUUUUGAGCAUGGGGAAGUGUAUGUCUUAGAUGAUGGUGGAGAGGUGGACCUGGACCUUGGAAACUAUGAGCGAUUUCUAGAUAUCAAGUUGACCCGUGAUAAUAAUAUCACCACCGGGAAGAUUUACCAGUCUGUUAUUGACAAAGAGAGAAGAGGAGAUUAUCUGGGAAAAACUGUCCAGGUUGUUCCUCACAUCACGGAUGCCAUUCAAGAGUGGGUUGAGCGUGUAGCAAAGAUACCAGUGGAUGGGGAAGAAGGUCCAGCUGAUGUUUGUGUCAUAGAAUUGGGUGGAACUAUAGGAGACAUUGAAUCAAUGCCAUUUAUUGAGGCUCUUGGGCAGUUCUCUUACCGCGUAGGUGCUGGAAACUUCUGCUUGAUUCAUGUCAGCCUUGUGCCCGUUCUAAGUGUAGUUGGUGAACAGAAAACAAAGCCUACACAGCAUAGUGUUCGGGGACUGAGAGGCCUUGGUUUGGCACCAAAUAUCUUAGCCUGUCGCAGCACAACGGCACUUGAUGAAAAUGUGAAGGCGAAGCUCUCCCAAUUUUGCCAUGUCUCGGCAGAAAACAUCAUCACUCUAUAUGAUGUUUCCAACAUCUGGCACAUCCCUUUGCUUUUACGAGAUCAGAAGGCACAUGAAGCAAUCUUGAAAGUGUUGAACCUUCUAAGUGUUGCUGGGGAGCCAUGUUUAGAGGAAUGGACUUCUAGGGCUGAACUCUAUGACAUGUUACAUGAGCCAGUGAGAAUUGCCAUGGUUGGAAAGUAUACAGGCCUUUCUGAUUCUUACCUCUCUGUAAUAAAGGUGAACUUAGAUGCCCUUAAUCCUUGAUCUGGGCUGCCAUACAUGUAUAUGUACAUGUAUACACAUAAUUUUUGAUAGCUACUUUUUUUUCUUUUUUCAAAGAAAAGAUUAAUUUAUAUUAUUUUUAUUCAUUUAUUUAGCAUUCCACAAUAUACUCUUUUCUCAAUAAUUUACCUCUUCUUCAUUUCAUCACCAAGAUGAUCCAUUUCCCUAAAUUGUCCAAGGAAUUCUCUUGUCACUGUUCGUGUACAACCCAUCAUCUCAUUCAACACAAGAUGGGUUUCUUCAUCUCCAUUCUUUUAUGGGUUUCUUCAUCUCCAUUCUCUUUUUUUUUUUUGCCCUUUUAAUCAUUUUAUCACUAUUCUUGUGUUGUUAAUGCCUAUCAAGAAAAGAAAAGAGUAAUAAAAAUAAGACCACGUUGUGGUUAAACUUUCUCCUGGUAUUACUUUACAAUCCUCAAAUGAUCCUUGGUCAAUCCUCCUUCUAAGAAAGACUUAUUUGACUAAUAUUUGUUCAACUUUUAAUUCUCAUUCUAUCUUGGUUCUUCUUCUUAGAUUGAGCAUUUGCUAUUACAAAAUCAUAUGCUAUUUCAAAUUCCAAGAUAGCAUCUCUUGCCUCAUUCUUUUCUCCAAACCUGCAAUUCUUAUUCACCUUUUCAUAUUCUAUAACCAUUUUCCCUAUAUGACCAUUUAAUUAUCCUGA
Vitis riparia (riverbank grape) is the source of this 1876-nucleotide messenger RNA. Its product is annotated as CTP synthase-like. Gene Ontology annotation, molecular function: identical protein binding; CTP synthase activity. The record is from RefSeq and is a predicted model, not a curated record. Lineage: Eukaryota; Viridiplantae; Streptophyta; Magnoliopsida; Vitales; Vitaceae. The transcript has 14 exons. Gene Ontology annotation, biological process: pyrimidine nucleobase biosynthetic process; CTP biosynthetic process. The coding region runs from base 221 to 1201 and encodes 326 amino acids.